Ostrea edulis (European flat oyster) is the source of this 1107-nucleotide messenger RNA. RefSeq lists its product as uncharacterized. Lineage: Eukaryota; Metazoa; Mollusca; Bivalvia; Ostreida; Ostreidae. Gene Ontology annotation, biological process: DNA integration. The record is from RefSeq and is a predicted model, not a curated record. The transcript has 2 exons. Gene Ontology annotation, molecular function: nucleic acid binding. The coding region runs from base 1 to 1107 and encodes 368 amino acids.
AUGUCCCUGAUGCUCGUCAAAGAGGCAACCGAGAUUGAUGAGGAAAUGCGGACGUUGAAGAAAACGGUGAUGAAUGGCUGGCCAGAGCAGAAACAUGAAACACCUCUAGGAAUUCGCCAAUACUUUGAUUUUAGAGACACUAUAUCACAUAGUGAUGGACUGAUGCUGAAAGGGAAAGUUGUGAUAAUUCCCAAAUCCUUGAGAAACGAAAUGAAGACCAGACUUCACAAAGCUCAAUUUGGAUAUGAUAAAAGAAAACCAAUGAACCAGAAGGCUCCAUUGAUGCAGCAUGCAGAAGGAUCUACUCCAUGGCAGAAAAUAGGACUUGACCUGUUUGAGCUGAAUGGAAAACAUUAUUUGAUUGUUGUGGACUAUUUCUCUAAUUUCAUUGAAAUUGACUUGCUGACAUUUAUGACAAGCUCCAGAGUAAUAUCUUUACUCAAGAAACAGUUUGCUCGAUUUGGUGUUCCAAAUGUAAUCAUGUCUGAUGGUGGCCCACAAUUCGUAUUCCAAGAAUUCCAAGAUUUUGCAAAGAAGUGGGGUUUUACUCAUGUUACAUCAUCACCUAUGCAUCAACAAGGCAAUGGCAAAGCGGAGUCAGCCGUAAAAGCCAUGAAGACAUUGUUAGAUAAAUGUGAAGUAGACAAGACAGAUCCUUAUGAAGCAAUUCUUGAACAAAAGAACACACCAAGACAAGAUACUGGUGUUAGUCCGGCGAAAGUCAUGUUUAACAGAAAAGUGCGUGGCAUGAUUCCACAGUUACAACAGAAGCUCAAGAAACCAGAAGCUCUUGAAAUCUCAAAGAAGAGGAACCAACGUAGACAGACAGUAAAGAAAUCGUUUGACAGGAAGUCUCGUGAGCAGAGUGAAUUGGAUGUCGGUCAAGCAGUAUACUUCCAGCAUCUGGAAGGACGCAAGUGGAAACUAGGAGAAAUCAGUGGUAUUCUCGGACCCCGUACAUAUGUCGUCAAGGAUCAGAAUGGAACCUCUUAUCGUAGAAAUAGGAUUCAUGUGCGACCUACCAAAGUUAAUUUCCACAGUCGUGAUCGUUCACCGAUGCGUUCAGUUGUAGAAGAUUAUUCAGAGAGCACACAGGAAACCUUGUAA